AUUGCAUUACCUUCGUGCAUAAUAGAUGGGAGAACCUUUGCAUAACGACGUCAUCUAUGUGGCGGUGAAUCAAGAUGUUCGAGAAAGUAAAUCAACUUUGUUAUGGACAUUGAAGACUUUUCCUGCGAAGAAGGUCUGCCUUCUUCAUGUUCAUAUUCCAUCCUCGUUGAACUCUUCUUCAUGUGUGCUUGAUGAAAGUGAGAUCAAUUCAAUCCAAGAGUUAAUCCUGAAAAACUCAUAUGAUAGCCUCCACAAGUACCGUGAUAUCUGCACAAACAAAGGGGUCAAAGAAGAAGAUGUGGAUAUAUCAUUGAUAUCAGGAUAUGAUGUUGGUGAAGGGAUUGUGGAACUCAUCUAUCAAAACAAUAUCAAGAAGCUCGUUAUGGGAGCAGCAGCUGAUCCUCACUAUUCCAGGGGAAUGUCUAUCACAUCUAGAAAAGCAGAAUAUGUGAGUCAACAUGCACCUCAUUGCUGUAAAAUGUGGUUCAUCUGCAAAGGAGAACUCAUCAAGACAAGAGAAGGAAGUUUCGGCCUUGGGAAUCAAUCAGAUUCACGUAAACCAAGCAGAGGAAGAGGAAGAGGAAGAGGAAGAGGAAGAGGUGGUGAUGACCAUACAGAUGAUUCAAGACGGAACGAAGAAGAUAAGCUAAAAAGCAAUGGCAGUCCCCCCAAAGAUUUUAUUUGUCCCAUUUCAAUGGAGAUAAUGAGAGAUCCUCAUGUGGCUGCUGAUGGUUUCACUUACGAGGAAAAGGAAAUAAGAACGUGGCUAAAUGGAGGGAAUGAUAAGUCGCCAAUCACAGGAGCUAGGCUCGCUCAUCGCCAUCUCACCCCUAACUACACUCUUCGUUCACUCAUCAAGGACUGGCUCCAUCUCCACCCAAAUUACAAACAUUGAUUUUCAUCUAUACUACUGGAGAUAAUUAAGAUGUCAGACUUUGUUGUGAGUUUUGGAAUUUUCUCUGUAAGAAAAGAAAAAUAUGUAUGAUAAAAAAAAAAAAACUUCAUGUUUUA
Molecule: messenger RNA, 1011 nt
Organism: Brassica oleracea var. oleracea
Lineage: Eukaryota; Viridiplantae; Streptophyta; Magnoliopsida; Brassicales; Brassicaceae
Product: U-box domain-containing protein 54
Exons: 7
Coding region: 26-895 (289 amino acids)
Biological process (GO): protein ubiquitination
Molecular function (GO): ubiquitin-protein transferase activity
Source: RefSeq, a predicted model, not a curated record